AGAGAGCGAGCCAAAUGAGUGAGUAAGUGAGUUCAUAAAUUUCUUAUUCGUGUAUAUGAGCGAACAGAAAUUUCAUGUGUUUUUUCUUUCUCUCACUCUCUGUGGUCUGUGUUUCUAGCAGGAAAGAGUUGAGUGUGAAAACGGGAAAAUCACUUUUUUCACUGUACAGUGUACAGUGUUUCAGCUUUACUUCUUCACUCAUCGUGUGUAAAUAAUUUUUGCGCGCGACCCAAAAAAUCGGAACAAUUCAAUAAUUCAAAUUAAAAUCAUAUUGGAAUCGACGAGAGAGUGAGAGCUGAAAAUAAAAAAUUGCAAAUGGCUGAUUUCAUUACAUGUUAUAUCUGAGAAGUAGUAUACAUACUGUGAACAAACAGCAGCAGCAGCAACAGCAGCUAACAGUAGCUGAAUUAAAAAUAAUUCAAACCACCAAUAAUAAACUACAAUUUUAUUUUUAUCGAUUAAAUUUAGAGAAAUUAAUUAGAAUUGUAAUUUGGUUUUUCAUUGAUUUUCGUUUUAAAUGGUGAAGUAAUUUUGUUCACUCAAAAUAAUCACAACAACAACAAACAAAACUGAAAAAAAAAUUCAAGUGACUACUUUUGAAAACGAGAACAAGUGGUGCAAUUUAGUGUGAAAAUUUGUCGUGGUUUUUUUUUAAUUUUCGGGAGAAAGUGAUAAAAUUGUGUAUUUUUCGCUGCCACAACAACAAAAUUCAAUGCAUGAUAAAAUGGGAGUGAAUCAAAUUCAGUGAGUUUUUGUGUAAGAGAUAGAGAGAGAAGCGAGAAAAAAAUAUUCAAAUUAAGCAUUUCUUGUUAAUGAGCAAGACAUUUAGAAGAAGAAAAAAAACGGUGCAAAAUAAUUCAGGCAAAAAUGCAGACAAAUUUCAACGAAAACUUGGUCAAUUUGAUCAAAAAUUCAAUGUUUGCAUUGGACUUGUUUUCAUUCUGCGGCUAAACAUCCAACUCCGGCAACGACAAAGAAACAAAAAAACGGGUCCAUUUUUCUCGAUUCGCUAAAUUCGGGCAUCAGGAAAUUAUAGAAUGGUAGAUCCGCACCAAGUGUUAAUUGACAAUGGGAAUAACUCGACGAAAAUCAGUGAAACACCAAAUCUACCAGCAAAUUUGAUACCGAUGAAUGAGUCGGAUAAAAAGCAAAAUCAAAAUUUAGAUGUGAAUAGUAGUGUUGUUGUGAAUGAUUCGACUACAACAACGACGGCAACGACCACGAUAUUGGCGGAUGUGAAUGAAAUUUAUGAACAUAGACAAAAUGUUUACGAUAAACUGGACGAUGGUGUGGAGAUAAUGUGUGGUCCAUCGUCACGAAAUUGCACCAAUUCGACGAUAAAUGAAAAUAAUAGUGUAACCGCCACGGCGACAACAUUCUUGGCUGCGCAGAAUGGCAGCAACAGCAGCACAUUGACACCAUCGAGUAAUUUUGCCAGAGACAUUGAACAAAUAAAUGCAGUUAAUAAUCCGAAUAAAGUGUGUAUAAUUGUGACAAAUAAAGAACAAACCAGCGAAUCGGAUGAUUCAUACAGCCAACAAACGCUACCAUCGACAUCAUCCAUCAAUAAUAAUUCAGCUGACAAUCGUGACGACCACAUCAAAACUGAAGAGUAUUCAGCUGAAUUUCAAUUGCAAAACACAGCCAUCGCAACCACACCGGAUUUUAAACAGAUUGAUGCGACGACAGUUUCCGCUUCAUUUACAUCAGCCAACAAAAUGGAUUCGAGAAAAGUGGAACCAUUAAGAAUCAAUAUAAAUCGUGAUCCAAUUAAAACGAAAAUCAAAUUGGGCGCAUUACCCGGUGAUCGUCAAACGAUGUCACCGAAAUCCUCAUCAUCGUCCAGCAAUGCGGGCAACGAUGAGCGUGAUGAUAUCGGUGAGAUGCCACAUGAAAAUCAACAAUCAUACCCGAAAAUCAUAAUCAAACCGAUUGUUAAACCACCAACGGAAAUCGAACACCAUCAUCAUAACCAUAGCAUGGGCUCACAUACACCAUCAUCAUCAUCAUCAUCAUCAUCGUCAUCAUCACAAGAAGCAAUACCAAAAUUGAAAAUUAAAAAAGUGGACACGAACAACAGUAACAGCACUUUGACACCGUUGCCAACACAUUCGGCCGCUUUGAAUAGUGACGAUAUCCAGGGCAAUUACCAAACACAUUUACUAUCUGAAUCGAGUUCCAGUGUGCCUAAGUUAGCUACAAUGCGUGGCUCAACGACAAAUUUAUCGAUCGGUUCAAAUAGCUAUGACGAGGGCAAUUGCACCGCAUCCAAUGAAGUGAUUCCCAAGUUGACAAUUAAAUUAGAUAACCAUAAUCAGCAUAGUGCGGCUGGGGAUUCACCGAGAAGUUUAGUAUCAACGGGUGGCGUGAAAUUGACGUUAAAACCAAUCGCUGAACCGCCACUACCCAGAUUCACCAUCACCAAUGCGUUUAAUGACACAGCCAAAGUGGUGAUGUUGAACAAUAGCGAACAAACGGACGAAUCAAGUGAUGAGCUACCGUCACAGCCACCAUCAAGCCAGCCCUCGCCAAACGAUAAAGUCUCAUCACGGAGCGAGUAUGCGACACAUGCAAUCACAUCAACAUCUUCAUCGUAUUCCGGCCCAAAUGCAGAGGAUAACCUAUCAACAUGUAGCUCGGGCUCAUCGUCAAGUUACAGCAGCAGUUCAAGUAUUGCUAACAAUGACAUUAAACUUAUAAUAAAAGCAACAUCAACGGGUGGGUGUGUUGUGAGUCCGAACACGUCGGUCAUACGAAAUUCGCCAUCUUCAAUGAAAUCAUCGAACAAUCUCAAAGUUUCAAGCAGCAAAUCGAAUAGUGGCGAGCAGUUAAAAAUGAACAAUAUCACUUCGAAUGUGGUCACAUCAUCAACAGUGAAUUCAAAUGAUUCGAUUCCGAAGCUAAAUAUUAAACUAUCGGGCACCGACUAUCCGCAGGUGAUUCACAAUGAGCACGAUCAAAAUGACAUUGGACGAACGGAAUCACCAUUGCCAAAGCUAACGAUACGCAUGGCAAACAAUGAUGAUAACAUUGUUAUACCAAAGGUGACAAUCAAACCGGUGGUGAAUCCGAAUGAAAAUACCGAUCCGAUAGCGGCCGGAACGCAAUUAGUGACACCAAAAAUCAUACUAAAAUCAAUUCCAAAACCAAUUGAAAAACCCUUAGAAAUAAUAACAACGGGACAGGGUAGCCCGUUUCGUAAUUCAGAGAAUGAAAGUCAACAGUCGCCGCGAAUCAUUUUAAAGAUAAACAAAAAUUCAACGUCACAAACAAAAGAGUCGGCAACGCUAACAUCCACCACAAUCAUAGCUGAUGAUCCGAUUAUGCGAGUUGAUUCACCGCAACCUGCCAAACAAAAUGAAUUGAAGCGAUCGAAUCAUGAAUCCGAUGUGUUGUUGGCGAAGAAACAAAAACUUGGCACCGAUGUUGUUCAAUUGUUGAGCUCCGAUUCGGAACCGGAUGAUGAUCAAUCACCACCAUCAUCGCAACCACCACCACCACCAACCACAAAUAAUAAUCACAAUGACUCGAAUCAAAAUCAAGUAAACAUUCGACGUGAUCCAUUGGAUACGUCAGUCACAACAACACCGCCAAUUUCAUUUGAUACCAACUCUGGAUUGCGUUCAAUUCUCACCCGACCCCAAAUGAAAAUCCAACCGCAACCAAUACAAAACUUUUUACAAACUCUACCUCCGUUUAAGAGUACCAGUGAUAGCAGCAGUGCAAAAGUGAACGAUGUCAUCGAUUUGUGUCAUGAUAGCAACGAUCAAGUUAUCGAUGCACCAAUGGAUGAGGAAUCCACAUCGAAAGAUGUAUGCGAUCCAAAUCAAACGGCCGAAUCGAAUGAUACGAAUAAAUUGGCCCAUGGUAAACAACGGAAUUCAGAGCAAAAUAAAAAAUCAAAUUAUUGGCAGUAUUUCUGUAAUGAAAGGGAAAAAGAACAAAUCGAACCGAUACAUCCGCUACUUCAGCAGAACAUUGAACGGGCUAAUGUGUUGGCGGCCAUGAUGGAAGCGGCCAAUAAUCAGGAACGUUCAACGAACGGAAGUAAUAAUAACAAUACAGCGAAGAAGGCGGAAUUUGAUGAAACGGCUACCGGUAAUAAUUUACUCAUCGACAAUGAAGGUUCUAGUUCAGAUUGUAUUGUGAUUGAAGACACGGCAUCGGAACCAUUUCCAAAUGAAUUUGGAAGCGGUGAAAAUUCAGCCGAACAAAAUGGACGGAAAAAGGAUUCGGUGGAUCGUGAUUCGGGCGUUGAUGUAUCGAAUUCAGUGAAGUCAAUAACCGAAGAAGAAGCAACGCCAGUCGUUAAACGACCGCGUGGUAGGCCGAGAAAGGGAACCACACCGAAAACGGUCACAAAAAAACCCGUCAAAACGCCUGGAAAACGUGGUGAGCGUAAAUUUGCUGCCGUAGUAAUAGCUCAACCAGAUGUGCAAGCAGCUGAAGAGCCAAGUAUAGACAAUUCCUUUGUAAUGGAAUCACUAUCUGCCCCAUCCUUAGACACUCCGAACAAAAACUUAUUGACGCAAUCAAUGAGCAUUGACCAUUUCAAAGAUGUAGCCACUGAAUCAGUACAACAAACGGACAUUCUAACAUCAGCCGGCACAAUAACAAUCACCUCGCCCAUAUUGCCGGUUACAAUGGACAUAAGUGAAAAUAACAUCAGUGAAUCACCAAAUCAAUCACUACAAUCUCUGGGGCAUGAAGCUGUGCAGCUAAAUAAAAAUGUGGAUAUGGAUGUAUCAACUGAACUCACCGCUACCCCAACAUCUGGUCACACAACAAUAGACAAAUCGAUUAGUUUAACAUCACCAACAACACCGAGUGUGCCGAAAGAGCGAAAGAAGCGUAUAAUUAUCGAUGACGAUGAUGAGUCACCGACAUUCAAUCCGUUGCGUAGCACGAAAAAAUCACGCGGUAAAAACCGUCGAAAACAAUUGCUACUGAAAAAACAACAGCUAAAAGCACAACUGUUGUCACCUACCGGUUUAGCUCUUAGCGAUAAGGCAAAUGAAAGUGCAGUAUUCACAUCACCUGAGGGAAUU
This is a messenger RNA of Sitodiplosis mosellana (orange wheat blossom midge), 5048 nucleotides long. RefSeq names its product serine-rich adhesin for platelets-like. The record is from RefSeq and is a predicted model, not a curated record. Gene Ontology annotation, molecular function: histone binding; histone H3K4 methyltransferase activity; transcription coactivator activity. Lineage: Eukaryota; Metazoa; Arthropoda; Insecta; Diptera; Cecidomyiidae. Gene Ontology annotation, biological process: positive regulation of transcription by RNA polymerase II. Gene Ontology annotation, cellular component: MLL3/4 complex.